Messenger RNA from Pseudoliparis swirei, 2711 nucleotides. It is a transcript of the gene epgn, whose product is annotated as epithelial mitogen homolog (mouse). The transcript has 5 exons. NCBI's taxonomy places the organism in Eukaryota, Metazoa, Chordata, Actinopteri, Perciformes, Liparidae. Gene Ontology annotation, biological process: positive regulation of mitotic nuclear division; epidermal growth factor receptor signaling pathway; positive regulation of cell population proliferation. The record is from RefSeq and is a predicted model, not a curated record. Bases 1943 to 2428 code for a protein of 161 amino acids.
GAAGGUGUUUGAGAACUGCCUAUUUACUCGUCCUCCAUAUUAAGUGAUUUCUCUGCCAGGAUAAUGUUAUGCAUCACAGUUAUUCAUUGAAAAAAUCCUUACCAACACUAGAUAUGAAAAUCAAGAAUAUUGAACCGACCUGCUGUAAUUCAUCACAUGUAUCGCUUGAAAAGUGAAAAAUAUUUACUUAAAAUAUCAACAGGAGUAGCAUGGCUAUUGAACUUUGCUGGUACAAAACAAGAUAUUUGUUAGCUGUACUACCCAGCUUGGUAGCUGCUCCGGGGACAACAAGGUAAUCAGCGUAGCAUUAGAGCAUGGCGUAAAUAGCUAGCUAGCUAGCUGUUUGUGCAGCAUUAGAGCAUGGCGUAAAUAGCUAGCUAGCUGAUUGUGUAGCAUUAGAGCAUGGCGUAAAUAGCUAGCUAGCCAGCUGUUUGUGUAGCAUUAGAGCAUGGUGUAAAUAGCUAGCCAGCUGUUUGUGUAGCAUUAAAGCAUGGCGUAACUAGCCAGCUGUUUGUGUAGCAUUAGAGCAUGGCGUAAAUAGCUAGCUAGCUAGCUGUUUGUGUAGCAUCAGAGCAUGAUGAAAAUAGCUAGCUGUUUGUGUAGCAUUAGAGCAUGGCGUAACUAGCCAGCUGUUUGUGUAGCAUUAGAGCAUGGCGUAAAUAGCUAGCUAGCCAGCUGUUUGUGUAGCAUUAAAGCAUGAUGAAAAUAGCUAGCUAGCCAGCUGUUUGUGUAGCAUUAGAGCAUGGCGUAAAUAGCUAGCUAGCCAGCUGUUUGUGUAGCAUUAAAGCAUGGCGUAACUAGCCAGCUGUUUGUGUAGCAUUAAAGCAUGGUGUAACUAGCCAGCUGUUUGUGUAGCAUUAAAGCAUGGCGUAACUAGCCAGCUGUUUGUGUAGCAUUAAAGCAUGGCGUAACUAGCCAGCUGUUUGUGUAGCAUUAAAGCAUGGUGUAACUAGCCAGCUGUUUGUGUAGCAUUAAAGCAUGGCGUAACUAGCCAGCUGUUUGUGUAGCAUUAAAGCAUGGUGUAACUAGCCAGCUGUUUGUGUAGCAUUAAAGCAUGGCGUAACUAGCCAGCUGUUUGUGUAGCAUGAAAGCAUGGUGUAACUAGCCAGCUGUUUGUGUAGCAUGAAAGCAUGGUGUAACUAGCCAGCUGUUUGUGUAGCAUGAAAGCAUGGUGUAACUAGCCAGCUGUUUGUGUAGCAUUAAAGCAUGGUGUAACUAGCCAGAUGCCCGCUAGUUGGUGUACGGUUUGAGCCGCCACUGCAGAAACCUCAGAGCUUGGCGAGCCAGCGACUUGCCUACUACGCUACAAUUGCAACGGCGCACACAAAAAAAGGCAGCCGCCCGGACAAUCCCGCUUCUUUGGUUUGAGUGUGGAGAGUUCUACUCGAACUCUGUUUCUGUGAGGAGUUCAUUGUUUGACUCUGGCGUUUGGCCAGCUGUUGAUCUGUGAAGGUGAGAACGGACCAAUAAAUGUAGCUAGAAAGUUACAAACCAAACGGUUAAGAAUGCUUCUUUACAGCCGGAUCGUCUAAUCAGCCUCUCUUCAUAAAAAAGAUUAUUAGAGGCUGCCAAAUGAAAUAUUUUUUCUUCAUCACCCCUGCGUGAAGAAUUUAAGGCUUUCACAACACCUGUAAUCAUCAAUGUGACAACCUCUGAGGCAUUUUAGUCAAACUAUUGUCUGCCAAGAGAUUGCGUGGGUUCAAAAACACGUCCAAAGACAAAUCCACAAGAAAAGAGCUUCCGGGCAAUGGCACAUACCUCGACCACCAUCAUCAUCAAACCGGUUUAGGCUUUGCCUCUGCAUGCAGGGAAAAAAAGAAGGAAACAAAUCUUUGCUUCAUUGCCUGACACUUUUAGUGGUCGGGUAUAAAAUCAGCAGACGCUUGUUGGCGAUCACAGAAGGAGUUGGAGAACGUGACACUUCACACCGGCAGACGACAGCAUGUUUACUCAAAGACUGGCGCACGCAGAGAAAGCUCUCCUCUCAGCGAUGGCAGCGCUGCUGCUCCUGACCACAACAGGACAGUCUGCUAUGCCGACCAACAGCCUCCCGACCGCAGAGACUCCUGCUCUGUCGGCGACCACACGGCUCGUCAACGGCAGUAUGGAGGUACCUCCGGUUUUGCCCUCACACAGAUCGUGCCGGAGUGAACACAAACAUUUCUGUGAAAACGGGGGCGAGUGCAUGUACCCCCAAGACAGCGACCAACCCGCGUGCAUCUGCACGCCCUCCUACAACGGGCAUCGGUGCCUGUUCUGGAACGCCCGCUCAUACACUCUGCCCGAGUUAGAGCAACUCAUCGGCAUCACCUUCGGGGUGGCCCUGCUCGUCAUCGUCCUGGCCUUCAUCGUUUACUGCCUCGUCCACCGGAGGUGUAUGAAUUCAGCGACGUUUAAAAAGUUAACACUGUCCGAGUUGUCGGUGUGACCGCCCCACCAUCUGGUCAUCAUCAUCAUUGGAAAACAUAAAUUAUCACACUGUACAGAGACUGGACUUUCUUUUUGGGACUUUUUAAUGUGUGUAAAAAUGACAACCAUUCAUAAUUUAAUGUCAUUUGAUUGAAAGACUAAACUUCUAUUUAUGUUCAACAGAUAUGACUUCAUUUUCCUGUAAAGUAUGAGGGAGAACAAAUAUUAAUAUUUAUUGUAAUAUAGCAAUUAACUUAUUAAACAUGUUUUUUAAAAUCUUGUAAUAAAUCUCUAAAAAUGUA